Girardinichthys multiradiatus is the source of this 3015-nucleotide messenger RNA. RefSeq names its product heterogeneous nuclear ribonucleoprotein D0-like. Bases 320 to 1273 code for a protein of 317 amino acids. Gene Ontology annotation, biological process: regulation of gene expression. The transcript is spliced from 7 exons. The record is from RefSeq and is a predicted model, not a curated record. Gene Ontology annotation, molecular function: RNA binding. Lineage: Eukaryota; Metazoa; Chordata; Actinopteri; Cyprinodontiformes; Goodeidae. Gene Ontology annotation, cellular component: nucleoplasm.
UUCGAAAACGCAGAAGAAGGAGGAACUGCGAUGAAAACAAAACGACACUCCAAAAUUAAGCUUUAAAUUAAUCACGAUUCUAUUUAUCCUUUUCAAACGUUUCCGCUUAUUUUAUUCUAGUUCGGAUUAAAUGUUUACAAGCCAAGCCUGACAGCCUGAUAGGGGUCAGCUUUUUUCUUUAAGCACAUUUAAAAAUAAAUUGCCUAUCUAGCCUCUAGCUGUCGGCUUCACUGUUAGCUUAGCUUCUGGUCGAAUUUGAUUGUUUCGGGUCCGUUUCUGGCGCAGUUUAGUUAGAACCAGGUACGUAUAAAGGCGAGACAUGUCGGAAGAUUAUGAAUUCAGUGAAGACCCGAGCAUGAUGAGAAUGGAGGAGGAUGGGGAUGCCAACUGUGACGAUCCCAUGUCUGGCUCUGGGGACUGUGGCCUGAUGGGAGGAGAGGCCGACGGAUCGAAGAUCGAUGCCAGUAAAAAUGAGGAGGAUGAAGGGAAGAUGUUUGUUGGAGGCCUCAGCUGGGACACUACCAAGAAGGACCUGAAGGAUUACUUCUCAAAGUUCGGGGAGGUUGUAGACUGCACGUUAAAACUGGACCCAAUGACCGGCCGUUCACGGGGCUUCGGCUUUGUGCUCUUCAAAGAUCCAGAAAGUGUCGAGAAGGUUACCUCACAGAAGGAGCAUAAACUCAAUGGGAAAGUGAUUGAUCCCAAAAAAGCAAAGGCCAUGAAGAGCAAAGAGCCUGUAAAGAAGAUCUUUGUAGGUGGGCUGUCCCCAGACACUCCUGAAGACAAAGUCAGAGAGUAUUUCGGGGCUUUUGGAGAGGUGGAGUCUAUUGAACUUCCCAUGGAGACCAAAACAAACAAAAGAAGGGGCUUCUGCUUCAUUACUUUCAAAGAGGAUGAACCAGUGAAGAUGAUCAUGGAGAAAAAGUACCACAAUAUCGGGCUCAGCAAGUGUGAAGUAAAGGUGGCCGUGUCCAAGGAGCAGUACCAGCAGCAGCAAUACUGGGGAGGCAGUGGAGGAUACUCUUCCAGGUCUCGAGGGAGAGGCGGUGGUCCCAACCAAAACUGGAACCAGGGUUAUGGUAACUACUGGAAUCAGGGAUAUGGGAAUUAUGGAAACUAUGGUUAUGGUAAUCAAGGAUAUGGUGGAUAUGGAGGCUAUGAUUACUCUGGUUACAACAAUUAUUAUGGAUACACUGACUACAACAAUCAGUCUGGUGGAUAUGGCAAGUCACCACGACGUGUUGGUCACACCAACAGUUACAAACCGUAUUAAAGAGGAAAACCCUCACCUCCAAGCAGGUAUGUAGUACUAACAAUAUACUUCUUACUUUAAUACUUUAUUUAGAUUUUUAACUUUGUUUUUGUAAUAUUUGUGUAAGUUUUUACCCGUAAAUUUCUUUUUCUCAAGUGCUUUACAGUAGUGGUAACAUAGAGGCUUCGCUCUUGUGGCGAUUAUUUAAAGCAGCCGGUCUUCUGCUGCCUCUUUUUGCACCUUCUCUUGUGUUUUUUUUUUAAACCGUAAAGUUAACAGGUAAACUACUGCUACUACAGUAAAUGGAUGCCAAAGUUAAGGAUGUGCAAAGGUAACAGAAAAGGAAGUGUGUUGUGUCCUAACUCUGACAUACCUUGUUUGUACCUGCCAGCGGAGCUUCCUUGCAGGCCAUGAGCUGACUCCCAGAUACUCUCAGGGCCCGCUCAAUGCGGACCGGGUAUGAGAAGCAUACGCUCUCGAAUGCUGCCAUUUGGUAUGGUCUUACAACAUCCUGUAUCCGCAUUUCUAAUCUAAACAAUAAGGGACACGUCCAGCUUUGUCAUCUUUCUUUCCAUUUCCUUUUUAAUUUCUCUGCAACUGUUAUGUAAUGGAAAAAGUUAAAAUCUACACAUGUAAUUGUGGUUUUUUUACAGGCCCUUACUCCCCCACAAGUAAUGAUUAUACAUAUGAAUAAAUAACGAUUUGCUUUCCAAAGGAUACAUACAGCAUUCUCUGGAUUUUCCAGUUCCUAAUGUUAAUAUAUGUAUUUAAAAUGCUUGUUUCUUUAUUUAGCUAGUAGUCCAUGAGCUUAAACCUGGUUCGUUUUUGGACUCUACUGUGUUGGGGGAUAAAGUGCUUUAAUUUGUGUAAAUGUAUUGCUCUUGUUUUGUUUUACUGACAGCGAUGGAAAAGACUCCUCUUUUGUUAAUUUCCCUGUAACAUAUUUUCUUCUUAUAUCCAUUGAUUAAAAAAAAAAACAAAAAAACAACACACACACACACACUCAAGUAAAAAUGUCACUACAAUUCCAGAAAUUUGCAUGUAAUGCUCUUCAUAACGUGUAUUUUUGACCAAUCUGAAAGUUUUUUCCAUUUAGUAAUUUGGUUAUGACUUCUUCUUCAGGAUCCCUAGUUUAAUUUAAACAUUUUUUAAAGAUGUAAACUGUUAAAAUAAUUGUCCUCAGCUUGUUAUCUUACUGUUUUUAUCAUAUAGGACAUUAAAAACAGGGGAUUCCUAUCUUUCUUUUAGUAAUUGUGCAGAUGGUCGUUCAUCUAUAGCUGACUUGUUUCUGUUUGUUCCCCGCAGGCUUCAGAGUGGUAAAAGGCUGCAGUGCGCUGGUGAAGCGUUGGCCACAGAGAUGAUCCAGCAAAGACAUGGCUAGUUUUUGAAAGUUAAUGAAGACUGCUUUGACCUACAAUACAUUUCUCCUAUAUUUACCGAAGUAUUUCAGUGUUUUUGCAUUCGUUCAGAUUGCUUCAGAGUUUUUUUUUUCACAUCCUCAUUCUUUCUUGGUUUGUGUUUGAAGUUCUCGGCGGCUGCUUGUGAAUGGCUUCAUGUAUUCCUAACUGAAAUGGUAGUUUUGGUUGGAGAGGAUCACACAUGUAUACAGCAGCAAAGAGACGAGACCACAGUUUACCUACUUUAUGGUGUUCAUCAGUCAAAUGAUACAGAUAUUCUUACAGAGUUUGACAUCCCUAAACAUACAUUAUAUACACGUGAUGUAUUGGACAUUAAAGCGAUCAAAAUAAAAACGACAAACUAGC